Messenger RNA from Uncinocarpus reesii 1704, 747 nucleotides. RefSeq lists its product as uncharacterized. Bases 1 to 747 code for a protein of 248 amino acids. Gene Ontology annotation, cellular component: cis-Golgi network; cytoplasm; fungal-type vacuole. Gene Ontology annotation, biological process: cellular response to oxidative stress. The transcript has 3 exons. Gene Ontology annotation, molecular function: glutathione disulfide oxidoreductase activity. Lineage: Eukaryota; Fungi; Ascomycota; Eurotiomycetes; Onygenales; Onygenaceae. The record is from RefSeq and is a predicted model, not a curated record.
AUGUCGCCCUACCGUCGUGUAAGGCUAUUGUUGGUUUCGGUAUUCUUGCUUGUUCUGUUGAUCCUGUUCCUGACGGCGGAUCAGCGUCGAAUACGGAAUCAGACCAUCUACCAAAAGACAGUGGAGGCGCUUGAUGCCAAGCAUGCUCGCAACCAGGGGCAACGAGAUGACGAUGGGAAUCUGUUCCAGAAAUUAAAGCCUGAGAAACUGAGACCCGAAGAUGCACAAGCCGUGGCUGUCGACAGGCCGCGAUAUGACGGUGCAACAGUGUUAAAAGGCGAUCCUGAUGACGGAAAGGACAACAGCGGGUCUGUAGCGGGAAGGGUCAAAGUCCCUUCAGCGGGGGAGAAAGCGCCCGCUCCGGAGCAGAAGAAUGAGCCUGGCAACGUGGAGGUGGAGACAGAAUUCAACUCGAUCUUGAAGAGAUCGCCAAUCAUUAUCUUCUCCAAAACAUACUGCCCCUAUAGCCGCAAAGCGAAAUAUAUCCUACUCAAGAAAUAUAGCAUUGUCCCUGCUCCCUUCGUUGUCGAAUUAGACCAACACCAGCUGGGACCAGAGCUACAAAACCUGCUAGGGACUAACACUGGGCGCAAGACUGUACCCAAUGUGUUGAUCAAUGGCAUGAGCAUUGGCGGAGGCGACGAUAUUGAAGCGCUGGAUAUCUCGAGAGAUUUGGUGCCAAAGCUACAAAAGAUGGUGGGAAGACGCCUGGUGGAAGCCAGGCGCGUGGAUGAUAACCCGAUAUAA